Molecule: messenger RNA, 1455 nt
Organism: Plasmopara halstedii
Lineage: Eukaryota; Oomycota; Peronosporomycetes; Peronosporales; Peronosporaceae
Product: fumarate mitochondrial
Exons: 1
Coding region: 1-1455 (484 amino acids)
Biological process (GO): malate metabolic process; fumarate metabolic process; tricarboxylic acid cycle
Cellular component (GO): mitochondrion; tricarboxylic acid cycle heteromeric enzyme complex
Molecular function (GO): fumarate hydratase activity
Source: RefSeq, a predicted model, not a curated record
AUGCUCUCAGUCGCAGUAGCUCGUUCCUCUCGACUAACCAUGAGAGCUGCGCGUGCCUCCAGCUCCUUCCGCAUCGAAACGGACUCAAUCGGAGAGGUUAAAGUAGAAAACACAAGGUACUGGGGCGCCCAGACCCAACGUAGUCUCGAGAAUUUUCCAAUUGGUGGAGCUCGCGAACGGAUGCCAAUGCCAGUAAUCAAAGCAUUUGGCGUCGUGAAGAAAUGUGCCGCCAAGUACAAUCUCAAACAAGGAAAAUUAGAUCGCGCUGUAGCUGAUAAAAUCAUCGCCGCGGCUGACGACGUAAUCGCCGGAAAAUUGGACGACCAUUUCCCACUCGUUGUCUUUCAAACAGGUUCGGGCACGCAAUCGAACAUGAACACCAACGAAGUAAUCAGCAAUCGCGCCAUUGAAUUGGCGGGUGGUGAACUCGGCACCAAGACGCCUGUUCACCCAAAUGAUCAUGUAAACAUGGGUCAAUCAUCUAAUGAUUCGUUUCCUACAGCCAUGCAUAUUGCAGCAGUACAAGAAAUCCACCGCGUCUUGCUUCCAGGCCUUCACAAGCUGCACGAUGCGUUAGAUGUCAAAGUAAAGGAAUUCCACGACAUAAUUAAGAUCGGACGUACACACACACAGGAUGCUACACCUCUGACGCUUGGUCAAGAGUUUUCCGGUUAUCGUGAGCAAAUUGCGCUCUCGAUUGAGCGUGUAGAGCAUAUCCUUCCAAACUUGUACAAACUUGCACUUGGUGGUACCGCCGUGGGUACAGGACUUAAUACGUCGAAAGGUUACGACGCGGAGAUUGCUCGAAUCAUUGCAGAAGAAACAAAGCUUCCAUUUGUUACAGCACCUAACAAGUUUGAGGCACUGGCUGCUCAUGAUGCAGUGGUGGAAGCUAGUGGCGCUAUGAACACAAUUGCUUGCUCAUUGAUGAAGAUUGCUAAUGACAUUCGUUUUCUCGGCUCAGGCCCGCGCAGUGGCUUGGGUGAGCUAACUCUGCCAGCGAAUGAGCCGGGUUCGUCAAUUAUGCCAGGUAAAGUGAAUCCGACGCAGUGUGAAGCCAUUACAAUGGUGUGUGCUCAGGUUAUGGGGAACCACGUAGCUGUGACAGUUGGCGGCUCAAACGGCCACUUUGAGCUCAACGUAUUCAAACCUGUGAUGAUCAGUAAUCUGUUAUCAUCCAUCCGCCUUAUUGGAGAUAGUUGCUGCGCCUUUACGGACAACUGCAUUGUUGGAAUUGAAGCAAAUCGUGAAAAGAUUGAUCAACUCAUGAAGAACUCGCUUAUGCUCGUGACGGCCUUAAAUCCGCACAUUGGGUACGACAAGGCCUCAAAGGUAGCUAAGACGGCGCAUGAGGAAGGUGCCACUUUACGUGAGACGGUCAUCAAACUCGGCUACUUGACUGGCGAAGAGUUCGACCGUUUUGUUUGUCCCGAAGAAAUGGUUGGUCCACAAUAG